Molecule: messenger RNA, 1472 nt
Organism: Drosophila hydei
Lineage: Eukaryota; Metazoa; Arthropoda; Insecta; Diptera; Drosophilidae
Product: opsin Rh4
Exons: 1
Coding region: 22-1173 (383 amino acids)
Biological process (GO): G protein-coupled receptor signaling pathway; visual perception
Cellular component (GO): membrane
Molecular function (GO): G protein-coupled receptor activity
Source: RefSeq, a predicted model, not a curated record
GCCGCAGUUCGUUAACGCGAUAUGACGGACGCCGUGGGGCCGCUGUGCAAUGCCAGCGUGAGUCCUGUGCUCAGGCCGGAGGCACGCAUCUCGAACAACGGCGAUCUGCAGUUCUUGGGCUGGAACGUGCCGCCGGAUCAGAUACAGUACAUACCGGAGCACUGGCUGACCCAGCUGGAGCCACCAGCCUCAAUGCACUACAUGCUCGGCAUUUUUUAUAUAUUUCUGUUUUGCGCCUCGACCGUGGGCAACGGCAUGGUCAUCUGGAUCUUUUCGACAUCUAAAUCGCUGCGCACACCCUCCAAUAUGUUUGUGCUUAACCUGGCCGUCUUCGACUUUAUAAUGUGCCUUAAAGCGCCCAUCUUCAUCUACAACAGUUUCCAUCGAGGCUUCGCUUUGGGCAACACUGGCUGCCAGAUCUUUGCUGCCAUCGGCUCCUAUUCGGGCAUUGGUGCCGGAAUGACCAAUGCGGCUAUUGGCUACGAUCGCUUCAAUGUCAUCACGAAGCCCAUGAAUCGCAAUAUGACCUUCACCAAGGCGAUUGUGAUGAACAUAAUCAUCUGGCUCUAUUGCACUCCAUGGGUCGUUCUACCGCUCACCCAGUUCUGGGAUCGGUUCGUGCCGGAGGGUUAUCUGACAUCCUGCACCUUUGAUUACCUAACGGAUAACUUUGAUACGCGCCUAUUUGUAGGCACCAUCUUCGUCUUCAGCUUUGUGUGUCCCACUUUGUUGAUAAUCUACUACUACAGCCAGAUAGUUGGACAUGUUUUCAGCCAUGAGCAGGCACUGCGCGACCAGGCCAAGAAGAUGAACGUGGAGUCGCUGCGCUCCAAUGUGGACAAGAGCAAGGAUACGGCUGAGAUACGCAUUGCAAAGGCAGCCAUUACCAUAUGCUUUCUAUUCUUCGUGUCCUGGACGCCGUACGGUGUGAUGUCGCUCAUCGGAGCGUUCGGCGAUAAAAGCCUGCUAACACCUGGAGCCACUAUGAUACCAGCCUGCACCUGCAAGCUGGUGGCCUGCAUAGACCCAUUUGUGUAUGCCAUCAGCCAUCCGAGGUACCGCAUGGAAUUGCAGAGGCGUUGCCCCUGGCUGGCCAUCAAUGAGAAGGCGCCCGAGGCCAGCUCGGCGGCAUCAACAACGACCCAGGAGCAACAGCAAACAACUGCAGCUUAAGCUCAGCUGCGAGGACAACAAAGGACUCUCGAUUUCGGACAACGCUGACAACGACCCAAACGACCCUGAAACUGAUCUUCGCCUGAUACUUGAUCUCAGCUAAAGCUGUCUGAAUGCGUAAUAUGUAUGCAAUUGUUUUACUAUAACAAACCAAAUAUUUGUAGUGCGCUAUAUAAGAAAUCUAAAUGUAUAAACUUAAUGCAAAGUUCCGAAAAGAACACUACAAAAAGAACAAAAAAAUUAAAAGAAAACAUAAGAAAUAAAUUCUCUGCCCGGGAAGCUGCGGCAAGCAAAUCGCA